Messenger RNA from Mauremys mutica (yellowpond turtle), 13679 nucleotides. RefSeq names its product HIVEP zinc finger 3 (gene HIVEP3). Gene Ontology annotation, molecular function: zinc ion binding; DNA-binding transcription factor activity, RNA polymerase II-specific; RNA polymerase II cis-regulatory region sequence-specific DNA binding. The record is from RefSeq and is a predicted model, not a curated record. The transcript is spliced from 8 exons. NCBI's taxonomy places the organism in Eukaryota, Metazoa, Chordata, Testudines, Geoemydidae. The coding region runs from base 643 to 8136 and encodes 2497 amino acids. Gene Ontology annotation, biological process: regulation of transcription by RNA polymerase II. Gene Ontology annotation, cellular component: nucleus.
AAAAAAGGAGUCAGCCCAUCAAAAUUAAAGAAAAUCAGUUCCACUGCUACUGCUGGCAUGAGGGCACCACAGAGGGGCGGCUGUGUCGAAACUACAAUGCACUGGUAAAUGUGGAGAAUACUUUUUCGAGGCCUUUGAACUCAAAAGUGGAAGAGCAGGAAGACACGGGGAACACACACCAUUCAGUGUUAUUUUCCUUGCAAAGGAAAACCAUGAUUAUGAGAUGAGCACUAAAGUCUCAAGUUUUCAAAGGUUUGCAUAACAAACAAGAGACACAUUUUGGGUUGCUUCUUGACUUUGAAGGCUUGCCACUGUCAACUGAAAUAAAAUGGCAAGAUUUAAAGCCUUAACCAAGUUCACAAGGAAAACAUUUGGACUAAAAGUUUUGGAAAGUUUUCUCUCUUUGAAGUAGUUUGUCAUGCGUUACCAAUGUGAACUUUAUUGACCCUGAAACAUUUUUUUGAAUCAAAUAGCAACUAGUGAUACUUUAGUAAAAUCUUAUAUCAACAACCAUCUCUUGGUAGCUCCAGCUUCAUAGCAAAUGCAGGCAAAGCAGGGAAUCUACAGAGGAGACCUUUAUUAUUCAUAAAUGAAGCCUGCCAAAACCUGCCCAAAAUAGCAUUCAAAGACCCUUUUAAGGUCAUGGAUCCUGAACAAAGCCAGAAAAGCACAAAAAAGGCCGAGGAAAGUCCCAGAAAGAGGCUUACCAAAGGAGAGGCUUUCCAAUCCAGUAUUUCAUCUGCCUCUGCGUAUCAGGGCAGCUCUGCUUCUUCACAAGCAACCCCUCUUCGUGAUAUCAUAUCGCAGCAGCACUUUUCUGGCUCCUUGCCAAUUCCAAGAGAGGACUCUCAGGAGAAAACUGGACAUCAGAAGCAACCCAAGCAUUCCUCUUUUGAGCACUCGCCCCACGUUUCACAGCUUCAGCAGCAUCCACUAUCACCAGCAUUUAUGUCUCCUGGAAAACCAGAGCAGAUCCUUGAAGGGCCCACAUGGCAGCUAGUUGAUCCAGUAAGACCGGGUCCUUCUGGCUCUUUUUCAUCACCUGGGCUUCAUUCUCAUCACAGCCAGCUCAUCCCUUCCCAUUCCCCAAUCCUUCCUGGAGAGGACAUGCCAUCCGUUCAAAAAGUCUAUAUCCCUCGACCUUCCCAAGUUUCCUUAAAACAAACUGAGGAAGUGCACAAGAAGGAGAAGAAACCUCAGAAGCCAGGCAAAUACAUUUGUCAGUACUGCAGUAGGCCUUGUGCAAAGCCGAGUGUACUCCAGAAACAUAUCCGAUCACACACAGGUGAGCGGCCAUACCCUUGCAUUCCAUGUGGCUUUUCUUUUAAGACUAAAAGCAAUUUGUAUAAACAUAGGAAGUCUCAUGCUCAUAGAAUAAAAGCGGGGCUGGCCUCAGGAAUUGGAGCAGACAUGUAUCCUUCCAGUUUGGAAAUGGAAAGGAUCGGUGGGGAGGAAUUUGAAGAACCUACUGAAGGAGAAAGCACAGAUUCAGAAGAGGAGACAAGUGCAAUGUCAGGUCAUUCAGUAGAACUAUCACCCAGGCGAAAGCACACCCUGUUAUCUAGCACUCAUCAUAGUCUGGGAAGCCAAGGUUCCAGCCACGACCGGUGUUCAUUAUCCCAUUCCAGUAUGUCUCAGUCUCUUGAGGACAACACGCAGUUUGUGGAGCCUUCAUCUGAUCCUGCUUUGAGCCACAAAUCAGAAGAUACACAUACUAUAAAACAGAAGCUUGCACUCCGAUUAAGUGAAAGGAAGAAAGUGAUAGAUGAGCAGGCAUUCCUCAGCCCUGGCAGUAAAGGAAGUACAGAGUCAGGCUACUUCUCGCGAUCAGAAAGUGCAGAACAACAAAUCAGCCCACCAAAUACAAAUGCAAAAUCUUAUGCAGAAAUUAUUUUUGGGAAAUGUGGGAGAAUUGGGCAAAGGACACCAAUGUUAGCUGUAACCACAACCCAGGGGUUUCCGCACGUGUCCACUGAAGAUAAACCUAGCAUGGUACCAUUAUCUGUGCCUAGAACACAGGUUAUUGAACACAUCACUAAGCUAAUUACAAUUAAUGAAGCUGUUGUAGAUACCAGUGAAAUAGAUAGUGUGAAGCCUAGAAGAAGUUCGUUAUCUAGACGUAGCAGCAUUGAAUCUCCAAAGUCUGGUGUAUAUAGAGAACCAUUUCAGUUUGACAGCAAGUCUGGUUCCAGUAGCCAGUUGAAUGCAUCAAAAUCAUUGACAUCCCAUGGUGAAAAAAUUAAACCUGAACAAUCAUUGUUAUCACUUCAGCAAUCCCACAGUGCCACAGAGACAGUGCCUCUCCUAAGAAGCCACUCAAUGCCUUCUGCUGCCUGCAGUAUAAGCUCCCCUCAGACCUUUAGAGGUAGUUAUUCAUUUGAUGACCACAUCAUGGAAUCUGAUGUCGUAAGCCGCAGUCAAGUGUUUUCUUCACAUCCUCGAAUGCUAAAACGACAACCAGCUAUUGAGCUACCUUUGGGAAUGGAAUAUGGUUCAGAGGAGGUUAGCUCAGUAAGCAAAGAAACCAUUUCCAAACCUGCCGAAGAACAAGAAAUCAAGGAAAGUGAUCUGACCAGAAAGUCAAGGAAGGGUCCAAAAGUUAAAGGGUUCAUUUAUGAGUGUAAUAUCUGUGGUGCUCGAUACAAGAAAAGGGAUAAUUAUGAAGCGCAUAAGAAAUAUUACUGUUCAGAACUUCAGAUCUCGAAGCCUCGUUCUUCCAGUUCCCAUACUUCUGCAGAAGCUGAGAAAAGUCUUGUGGAUCCUGAUACAUGGCCGCAGAUGAUGCAUUACAAGCUGGGGACCAGUUUAGAGCUUACUCCACUCAGAAAAAGACGAAAAGAGAAGAGCCUUGGUGAUGAUGAGGACCCUCCAGCUUUUGAGUUGCCUGAAACUCCCUCAUCCAGCAUGAGGCCAGUAAGUCAGUUUGCUAACCCAGCAUCAUCGGAUGUUGCUUUGAACUUACCCCGUGAGUCCAUUAAGUCACCAGCUGAUACAAGUAAAGCCAUGCCGCUCACCGAAGUCAGUGCUGGCUUUCACUCCAGAACUACAAAGCCAGCUUCUAGUACAGAAAGCAAAGAGAGAAGAAAAACUUCAAAAGAGAUCUCUGUCAUCCAGCAUACAAGUUCCUUCGAGAAGUCUGACUCUAUAGAACAGCUGAGCAGCUUGGAAGCAGAAGAAAAACCUAUAUCACAGUAUUCAUCUCAGCCAGCAGUGCAGCACAGUAGGCCAUCUCAUUCCCUGCAGCCAAAGCUGGUACGCCAACCCAACAUCCAGGUCCCUGAGAUUCUUGUCACUGAAGAGCCUGAUAGACCUGAAACCGAGCCUGAGCCGCCUCCUAAAGAGCCAGAAAAAACUGAGGAAUUUCAGUGGCCUCAGAGAAGCCAAACUCUUUCCCAGCUUCCUGCUGAGAAACUCCCACCAAAAAAGAAAAGGCUGCGGCUGGCAGAAAUGGCUCAGUCUUCUGGAGAGUCCAGUUUUGAGUCUGUCUCCCUGACGAGAAGUCCAAGUCAGGAAAGUAGUAUAUCCCAUGGCUCCAGCCAUUCCAUUUCAUUUGAUCGUGAAGAAUACAGUAAAUCCGAGGCUGUCAGCCAGCCCUCCGAAUCCCAUACUAAACCCCUUGGCAUUGGCUCACAUAUGUUAAUGGUACCAAGCCACCAUCAUCAUUCCAGGGAAAUGCGAAGAUCUGCUUCUGAGCAGACCCCUAAUGUGUCUCAUCCUUCUCAGAUGUCGGAGCCCCGUAGUAAAUCAUUUGACUAUGGGAGCUUAUCGUCCUCUUCUGCUUCAACACCUGGCCCUUCAGUUUCCUCGGCUCCACAGGAGAGGAGGAAGUGCUUUCUGGUUAGGCAAGCAUCUCUCACCAGGCAUCCAGAGCAUGAGGCAGACUCAGGCCCAAAAGGAAGGCAAGAGACAGAAGAACCAUUGCCUUCUUCCAGUAAAUCUCCUGUCACCAGCUUGCCCCAUCAGCCUACAUCUUCAUCGUCCUCAUCCUCAUAUAGAGAUAAGAGUCAGCCAAAAGAUAGCCCUCAGCCUGUGUACAGCCAGCCAUACUCUGAGGCUCUGCAGGUGUUUCAUCAUCCGAUGCCACAACUAGCGCUGCAUGAAAAACAGCGUCUGUCCCCCCAAGUAUCUCUCUUCCCUUUCCAGCAUCUUCUGCCGCAGCCGGGACAGUCUGCAGAGCUCUUCUCCACUCAUACUAUGUCCGACAUCCUCUCUGCUCAAUUUCCUAUGCCACAGAUUCCUCCCUCUAUAUUUCAGACACCACCACUUCCUCUCCAGCAGGCUCUUCUCCACCCAGGCCAGCUUCACGUUGUCCCUCCGUUAAUGUCGCAUCCAGCAGAAGUACCAUUCAGGCAGCACUCUUCAUUCUUACCUGUCCAUUACCCAGGAUCCUCACCACCCCUUUCUGCAUUUUUUCUACCUCUACAGUCUCCGUUUGCUCUCCAGUUGCCGGGUGAGGUUGGUGGCCAUUUACCGCAGAUCAAAUCCAGUGUCUCUCCACCAGCAGGGGCCUCCAGCCUUUCUCCAUGCACAGAAUACAGCUCCGACAGCAGGUUACAUCCUUUGACCCGCACAACCAGCCCUUCAGCCCCAGUCUCCACAUCUCAACUGAUGGUUCCUACGUGUCCAGAUCCUAUGGUGUCACUUGUAGUCCCCGUUCGCAUUCAGACUAACAUGCCAACCUAUGGGAGUGCAAUGUAUACUACUCUUUCUCAAAUCCUAGUCACUCAGUCCCAGUGUAGUCCAUCUUCUAUUGUCCUUCCAAAGUUUGAUGAUCGCCAACCCAAGGGUGCCCUGGUGUGCAGCUCUGAUGUUCAUGGAAUAGGCUUCGAUUUGGCACAGAUGAUCACCGAGGAUCAAAGAAGCAUCUUCCAGACUCCGUAUCUGAGAGUGCCAUUGCCAUUACCAGAAAGGAAAGGCUAUAUGCCACUCACCUCCCCAUCAGAAAGUGUCCUGGGAUUGGAAGGGGGCUCAUCAACAGUUGGUGGAAGCAAGCGGAUGCUCUCUCCAGCUGGUAGCUUGGAGCUGACAAUGGAAACACAGCAGCAGAAAAGAGUGAAAGAGGAGGAAGUCUCUGAAGUGGAAGAAAAGUUGGAAGUGGUGAAGCCACCCAGUGCAAUAGAGGAGGGGAAAAAGCAGGAUAGAUCUCACUUUCUGGCAGAGAGCCAAGGCCGGCUUGAGGUUGAAACUCCACCUAGUUUGUCCUCUGAGCAAUCCGAGCCAAAGGAAAUCCCAAGUACGAUGCCACCAGCCUUGCCACAUUCAGGUGCUUUGAGCUUUGAGGCACUGGAAGAAUACCCACCACAAGCUGGCAAGCAGUUCCGAAGCAAGACACCUUUGCAGACAGUAAAGAAGGAAGACUCCAAAGAGCUGGCGGAACACCCCCUACCAAAUCCUCCGAGCCCAGCACCUCAUUCCGAUGUCACACAAAGUGCAAUGAAGUCUCGAGAAGGUACAGAUCUGAAGAAGGUACUUCAGUUCCCCAGUCUCCACACAACUACUAAUGUCAGUUGGUGCUAUUUAAACUACAUAAAGCCAAAUCACAUCCAGCAAGUCGACCGAAGGUCCUCAGUGUAUGCCAGCUGGUGCAUUAGCUUGUAUAAUCCCAACCUCCCAGGUAUAUCCACUAAAGCAGCCCUCUCGCUCCUGAGAUCCAAGCAGAAGGUGUGCAAAGAAAUCUAUACCAUGGCUACAGCUCCACGUCCAGAGACAGGCAGGCUUGUGCCGUCCAGCUCCAGGAAGCCAAAAAUGACUGAGGUUCAUUUGCCUUCACUCCUUUCCAAUGAAGGUCGAAAAGAUUUAACUAGAGCUGAGAAGGAAGAGGAUAAAAGAGGCAAAUCAGAAGAAGAGGCUCCCGUAUCCAAAAGAGGGGAGCCAGCCAGGAUCAAGAUCUUUGAAGGAGGGUACAAAUCAAACGAAGAGUAUGUGUAUGUGCGAGGCCGCGGAAGAGGGAAGUAUGUAUGUGAGGAAUGUGGAAUUCGCUGCAAGAAACCCAGCAUGCUGAAGAAACACAUUCGCACGCACACAGACGUCAGGCCAUACGUCUGCAAGUACUGUAACUUUGCAUUUAAAACCAAAGGGAAUCUGACUAAACAUAUGAAGUCAAAGGCCCACAGCAAAAAAUGUCAGGAGAUGGGCGUGUUGGUGUCUUCACUGGUGGAGCUGGAAGCUGAAGAAGGAACCAGUGAAGACCUAUUCCAAGAUUCCGAAGGGAGGGAGGGAUCCGAGCCUAUUGAGGAGCACCAGUUUUCAGACCUAGAGGAAUCUGACGAUGACGAUGACAAUGAAGAUGAUGAAGAUGAGGAGGAAGAGGAGAGCCAAGAUGAGCCAUCUUUAAAGUUUUCAGAAGCGAAACAUAUCUCCCUUCCAAUGCACUCUUCGGGCAGCUCUCCAUCUGCUCCAGAGGAAUGCACCAGGGCAGCAUUGUCUUUAACACAAGAUAUUGUCUCCAGCAGCCAGCAAGUAGGCAGGGGCCACCAGACCACCUCCUCAGGGCUGGAAACACAGUGCUCAGCAGACAGUAGUGAAGUUGCUGUUUGCCACAGCUUCUUGAGUCUCCAUAGGCCAGCUUUGACCUCCAGCGAACAUUUGGCUUCUGCUGAAAGGGAAUCUGUCACAAAGCAGCACAUGUUCUUAGCUAUGGACCUGUCAACCUCAAAAGACACCUCCCCAAGAAAGAAAUGGUCUCCAGGCAAGGACUCUGGUGGUGGUGGUGGCGGCAGCAGGCCAAUGCUAGCUAGAAAGCACUUGUUAACCAAAAAUGAAACUUCACCUAAACGUUUCUCGCCAACUGGAGAAAUAUCUUCGCUAAGGUGCCUGUCUCCAGGGAGAGGGAUGUCACCGUGUCAGCGCAUGUCGCCAAGAAGGGAGGCAUCUCCGCUGAGAUGUGUGUCACCAAGGCUUGAGCUGUCACCCAGCAGGCACCCUUCCCCAAGAAGAGAGUUAUCCCCAAGAACGUACCUCCCACCAGAGAGGGGGAUCUCCCCUGUGAGGCAUUUGUCUCCCAGCAGAGAGAUGUCAUCAGUCAGAUAUUUGUCACUGAAGAAAACGUUGCCUCCAGUCUGUUCAGAGUCACUUUCUAGAUAUCCAUCCCCAGGGAAAGAGGACUUGCCUUGUAGUAGCAAAUCAGCUGCAGAUGACCAAGUUCAAAGCUCAUUAAAAGUCCAGCAUGGAAUAUUAGCUUCAAUGCCUCUACCUCACAGGUUCCUUGGCAAAAGUGCAGAGCUAUAUGAGUCCAAGUUGAAGAUAGAACCUCGAAGUCCAGCAUGUUCACCUGGCAUCACACAACCUGUCUGCUCCAGACCCUUGCAAGCGUCCCAUGAGCUACAUGUCCAUGCUCCGAGCCGAGGGGAAGAGAAUGUCUUCAGCCAUCUUCCGUUGCAUUCACAGCAGCUAACAAGGACUCCAUAUCCUAUGAUUCCAAUUGGGGGCAUCCAGAUGGUCCAGGCCAGACCAAGUACCCAUCCCAGUUUGAUGCCCAGUUCAGUUGUGUCACUGCAAGCAGGAUAUUUUUCACCGGGUGGCAAUGGCAGCAGCAGCUUUACAGAAUUCAGCCAGGCUGAGGAAAGGGGCAAGGAACCACAUGUCCCACCAGAAUCUUCAUCCGUAUCCCCAGCUGUGAAAGUUUCUAAAUACACACUGUCCCCACAGCUUAAAGGCAGCGGCUACUUAGAAGAGCAAAUGAGGACUAGUGAGCAUCAGCAAAAGACAGAACAGGAGGAAUACAGGGUAAAAAAGUACGCUGAGCCCAGCCACUCGGAGCAAGAAGGCUGCUCAGCUCCCGCCGACUGUCCGAGCACAAAUGAUGAGCACUCUCCAAAGCCUUCAACAAGCGGGGAAGAACCCUUGAAAAACACGGGCAAGAAGCAAUGUGGCAGCUCAAGCACUUACGUUGACUCAUCCUGCACUUUCAUCUCAGAUUUCCCCACACAGACGUUGGACAGAAGCAGCAGCACCGGCUGCUUGUCGGAGCCCUCACUGAGCCAUUCACACUCCCACCAGUUCUCCAUUAGGAGAAGGAACCUCUCGGGAGAGCCAAGUCACCGAGGGGGAACCCAUAGGAAGAGCAGCCCACACUUAGAACGCACACGGCUCAGGCAAACUCAAAGGCAGGUGGAUGAGAAUACAGGAAGUACUUAAGCCUCCAUUCAUCUCUUCCACCUCUAGGCUUCCUAUGUAAAUCAACAGACAUUUUCAACACUAUUUCCUUUAGUAUAAUCAUCGCUAUAAGAAGCACUCCUUGUGUAUGACCAAACCCAUGGAAGAUUCUUGGUUUCCUUCGUCCCAGUCUGGUAUUAUCUCCACAUGUAUGCAGUUACUUGUGCCUUUUUCUAUACCUUUUGUUGCUUGAAAUGUACAAAAAUGUUUGAGGCUGUGAAUAUUUUUUUAGAGUUUUUUGGAAAGGGGUUUGUUAGACCUUGUCUUUUUUGCCAUUUAGGUGUGUGUUCAUAUACGCUCGAGAGAUGCAGAAAGGAAAAGGUUAAGCAUUUUAAGCGGGAAGAAGAUGCACUGAAAACAAAAACAAAAAAUCUUUUUUAAUAUUGAUUAAAUGAUUACAAAAACAAACCCUUUCUCCUGUGUACAGAAGUUUAUGAUUCAUAUUUAUUACCUGCUUUAUUUAAUUCUUGGCAAAGUGCUUGGGUUUUUUUUUUCUUGCAUCACUCUGGUUGCCUAUCUCUGUGCUUUAAACAGUUGCGACUGCUUUACAUUUGAAAAUGUGUUUACCCUGAAUUGUAAAUGAAACUAGCACUUAUUUUAGAAUGGGAGGCCCAUUAGGAAUGAAUGCAAAUAUCACUCCAAAAAGAAGAAAAAAUCUCAAACGCACCUCCCUUCUGCAGGACCCAUAAAAGCACUUUUUUAAAAAGCGACAAAAGGGGUCUUCAAAGAUUUAACUGCAAGAAAACAAGGAUGUAUCGAAUGUAGAACCAGUUCUGGGAAUGGCGUUUAAUGGUUUUUAAAAGAGCCAUUCUUAGGCUUGCUUUAAUAGUGACAUUCCAGGGCUGGCUGCUUUUAAGGGGCACAAUCUGGUAGUGGUGCCGCUUGCACCGCCAGAGUGAGAGUCAUGCCCGUGUCACCCUGAAGCCCCGUUUUCUGGGGUUUAGAAGCCCUCUGUCACCAUUCUCUCCUGGGUUCAAAAUGAAAAUAAAAUCUCUGCCUUGCAAACAAUUUCUGGACAUACUUUUAUUUAUAUUUCUAUAGCCCCUGCCUUCCCAAAUAAUUCCAGUGAGGCCCGUUUUAAGGAAAAAGUUAUAGGGAUGCAAUAAAUAGCUCAUGUGCUCUUUUAUUUGCACACCUAUGGCUUUGUAACCCACAGCUGGCUCCAGGGCGUAUUUUAUUUUAUUUACUUAUUUAAAUGAAAUGUUGCAGACACCUAGCCUACAUUGUGUGGAGGGGCCUUUUUGGUAUUUCAUAGACAGAGGUUCUGACGACUGAGUGGAUAAUGUAUGAAAAUUGGCCUGUUAUGCAUGCAUAGUAACUUUUUUCAUAGCAUAUUUUUAAAUAUGACCAUCUCUAGCAGAGUGAUGGCCUCUACUGCCAAUAGAUGUGAUACCAAAUACGGAGAGACGUGAUGGAGCCAUUCUGCUCUGUUGUGUUAACACACUUUUUAAAAUACAAACAUUCAAUGCAUAUUUCCCCUAAUAGACAGCAGGUUCUUCACUGCUUCAGAGGGCUUUCCAGUCAAUGGAAUCUGUACAGACAUUUUUUUUUAAAGAAAACAAACAAACAAAAACAUAGAAAUAUUUAACCAAUGGGCCAAUUCUUUCUUCUUUCAGAACUGUUCCAGUUUAUCGGGUACAUAAUACACUUUUUAAAAUAAUAAUAAUAAUAAUUAAUAAUAAAUCAAAUAUAAUCCUGAAUGAGGACAUAUUACCUUGCCAGACUUGAUGAGCUAUGAACUGCUCCCGACUGACGGGUGAAUAAUAUGAGGUGUUUUUAAUAAACUUCUGUGAUAUUUUUUUUUCUUUUGGUGUAAAGGGAAUUAAGUUCAAAAGAAGAUCCCAUGGAAAUAACAUUAAGAUUGUGACCCCAACUAAACCAGUGUCCAGAUUUCAGAGUUCACUGGACCCCUCCAGUCCUGACUAGCACUUUUACCGAGUUUUCCUUUUCCCCGACCACCCCACAGCAUAACUCUGACUCCCAAUCCUCCAGUCAGACCCAAGCAGAUCUCACUGCAGGAUUGUGGCCCAACUCCGCAAACCAUCUCUGUUCAGGAAAACAUGGUUAUGUCCCAUUCAUGUUAAUGGGAAUUAAGCACAUGUUUAAAUGCUGUGAUGAGCAGGGAUGGACUGUGGAAUCAGGGCCCGUGCGUGAGCAUCAUUUGAACCCAUCCCUUCCCUCCAUAAUGAUACAGCUUUGAAUUUCCUGGCUAUGGCUGGUUCUUUCUUUUCUUUCCCCUUGUCACAUUCUUAACAUUAUUUCAAGGUAGCUUUAUGUAUUUCAUUGGUUUUUUUAAUAAUUGCAAUUGUACAUAAAGAGAAAUAAUGCAGUGGUUGUACACAGCAUCUGGUUACAUCGAGUGCGUAUGAUGUUAACUUUGGGCUAGAUCAAAUGUGCUUGGCUCUAUUUUUUAACCAUAUUUUAACCCUUGACCUGUCACCACAUUGGAAAGAGCUUGGUUUUUUCUGUCACUUCUGAGGGAAAAACACAAUUCCCUCCGUACCUUAGCUUGUUGCUUUCAUUGUUUUUCUUCUUUUGGGUCUUCAGAAGCUCAGAAUGGGUUGAAGUGUGUGUGUGUGUGUGUGUGUGUGUGUGUGUGUGUGUGUGUGUGUGUGUGUGUCCAAAAGGGGUGGUAUAGGCAUGGCAAAUGCAGUGUUAAAGUGCACCCAUAUCCUGCCAAGCUUUGGUGCCAUUCACAUAACAUGCCAGUCGUGUGCAGGAGUAAUCUGUACUCUCUGUGCCUGCAUGUACGUGCAUGUGUGAACACAGGCACCUUUGUAAAUUCUAGGGGAGUACAGGCAGAAAUUCCCAGACCGCAGGCCUGCCCUGGAUUCCCAGUGUGACAAAUCUCCUCUAGUUUUCGGCGAGAAGCUAGGAUUGGGGUGGAAUUCUGCCUCAUGCUCCCUCUACUGGGUGCAGCAGGUGCCUAUGGCAGGUCAGAAUUAGCCACAUAGGAUCAGAAAAAGAAAAACAACAUUGAUAUAUAUGAGCAAAGUGAUCAUGUUAGUUUGGCUCCAAAACUCCAAGGGAAACGGUGCCCCCCACCAAAGCCUGCUGGUCUCUUGGUUUGAGCUCAGGUUUAGAGGACUGGAAUACCCAAACUCUGAACCCAGCCUGGCCAUUAAAUCAUAGGGUGACCUUGAGCAAAUCACUCAACUCCUCUGGAUCAUGUUCUGACAAGGUGUAAACGGGUGCAACACCAUUGAUUUAAGUGGAGUUGCACCCGUUUACAUCAGGUCCCAAUUACCGAGCAUCGCACUCUCCACCUUGUGCACUCCUUGGCUUAGUCCCAGGAGUAGGUGCUGUGCUCGCUGGGAAGUGUUUGCAGGCUUGAACUCUUACUAUGGCUCUUUGUGUCUCUUCCUCCAUCUGUAAAUAGGGGAGACUAAAUCCCGAUUUACCUUUGGAGGGGGGGAAUCAGUUAAUAUGUGCACAAGCACUUUGUAUCCCAUGCUACAAAAGAGAUGAAUAAUACAAAUAACAAAUUAAAAAACAGGUGGAAAAAGUAUUUUUUUAAAGUCCCUGAAUUUUAUCUAUUCCUGAGGUUCCUGGCUGUGGUCCAGGAAGAACCAGUGAUCUGUGGAGUGCUGGAUGUUGACCUACAGAGAGCUGAUCUUUUCAUGUGGAUCUGGUUAUCCUUUUAUCUCACUGCUGAACGUUCCCCUAAUGCUCCUUUUCCAUGUAAGCCAUUGCUUGGGGUGCUACUCAAUGGCAAAUGGGUAUGGAUGUGUCCAUGAGAGAAUCUGUCAGUGAAAGACCCAGCUUAUGAAAUAAUUUGACUCUCCUUGCUCUCAAUGGACUUAGUCAUGCAAUGUGUCGAGCACUCUGCCUUGGUCCAAUAAAGCAAAGCACUUAAGCAUGUGCUUAACGUUAAGCAUGUGAAUAGUCACAUUUACUUCAAUGUACUUAAAGGUAAAGCACAUAUUGAACUUCUUUCCUGGAUCCGGGCUGGCGUGCUCAACAUCUUUCAGGAUUGAGCCCUAUCGGUGUCUGCUCCCAGACACACCAUGCAGCCUUGCCGCAGAUCAUUGUCAGCCCAAAUUAUUUAUAAACUGUCAGUUUAUUGCUAGAUAUCCAAGAAGUACAACAGGAAACUCUUAACCCUAGUGAUGCAGUAGCUGUGCCUUUAUUGCUUACGGCUGUGUGUGUUCAUCACCUGUUCUUCCAGGGCAAUGUUUUCAGACACAGCUCCCUGAAGUUAGGCUCCUAAAGCCAUAGCUAGACACCUAGAUAAAAGGGAUCUGCUAUUCAGUGAUGCUAAGUGCUCACAAAGCCUGGAAUCAACAGGAGUUGCAGGUAUUCAGCAGCUCUCAUAAUCAGACCACCUUUACUUAGGUGCCAAAUCUGGAUGUAGGGGAAGAUUGUCACAGACCCAAAUAGCAGGUAGGCCUCGUAACACCCACUAAAAGUUAAUGGGAGUAAAGGCCCUGAUCCUUAAAGUUAUUUCGGGGCCUAACUCCCAUUAAAUUCAACGAGAGUUUGACCCAGAGCCUCAAAGGUAUUUCAGCAUCUCAGAGUCCUACUUGCCUUUGAAUGACCUCCCAAAGGAGCCAAAUUUUAGGCAUCAAGACUCGAUAAUUUGAUCACAUUUUUGUAUUUAAUUUCCCUCUACCCCUUCUUGAAAAGCUGCAAAAAAACCCCGUUUUAAUUAAAUUCCUUUUGUCCCCUCUAAUUUGUUUUUCCUUUAAAUCCUCAAAAAUAGCAUCUAAACAAAAUACAUUGACGCACAAAACUGUGUAAUUAGAACUAUUUUUCCUCGAGUUGUGUGUACAAUUUGAUCUAGCCCUUUUACUUGUUCUUACACCAGUCUUUCUCGGUUCCUGACUUGGUUUCAUCAUGCGGGUCUUCUUUUUUUAAAAGAAUUCCAUCUAUCGCACAGUAUUUACAAAUAAAAACAUUGUAAAUUAUUCACACACACACAAAUCAGUCCUGAUGGCAUAAAACCAAUUUGUUUUCAUUACUGAACUAUGAUGGCACUUAAGAUCACUUUAGUAAAUGUAAUGUAAAAAAUAAUAAUAAUGUGUACGCAAAUUUAAUAUACAUGGUCUCAUGUAAGAUACAUAUUUGCCUUUUUUUCUAAAAGAUGUAUGUAUUCUGUAAGUGGAAUAGUCUGUAGAAAGUUUCUAUAUGUUCUUAAAAAUGGCAAUACAUUCCAAAAAAGGUACUGUAAAUAUGUACAGUGUACAAUGUAAUUUGGUAGUUUUGCCUGUAAUUUUAUUUUAACUCCAGUUUCUACAUUUGCAUCUUGCAAUGUCUGUAUGGUUAUAUCAGUGCAAAAAAAAAAAAAGGAAAAAAAAUGCAGGUAAAAAGCACAGAGUCUGAUGUAAAAAAACAAGAAGGAAAAAAAAAGGAAAAAAAUACUCAGUAUUUGAUGUUUGUGACCCUUAUUGUAAAUGACAUCUGUACUGUGAAUGAGACGUUUUUACAAGUAUAAUAUUGCCUUUACUACAGCUCCAGACUGUCUGCUCAGUCUGAGCAUAUUUUUAAAAAAAUAGCAUGUUGGAAUAAAUUUUAAAGUCCCAACA